UGACAGAGAGGCAAAAGUAGAACCACAAUACUUGUGGUCUCUUCUACAGUUUAGUUUCUCAGAUAAUCAAAUUGGGUGAUUCGGUUUUGCAAGCAGAUUGUGCAAUUCUGAGCUUACAUUUGAAUCCAGAUACCAUCAACUGAUCAUCAUCCAUAUGGCUUUGUCAUUUCUUCCCGUCGUGCUCCAAAAUCUCAACUCCUUGAUCCAAACAGAGGUGGGAUUGCUUUGGAGGGUUGACAAAGAGAUGAAAAAGCUCUCGAGCACGCUCUCCGCGAUCGAGGCAGUCCUCGAAGAUGCAGAGCAAAAGCAAUUGCAAGACAAAGCAAUACAAGAUUGGCUGCGAAAGCUCAAAGGUGCUGCCUAUGAGGUGGAUGACAUCUUGGAUGAUUGUGCAACGGAAGCCCUGCGAUGGAAAACCAAAGGCCAGACCUCUAGUUCUUUGAAGAAGGUAAGCACUUCUGUGUUACAUCCGUUUGAAAACACUAAGUUCCGUCACAAGAUAGGGAAUAGAAUGAAGGAGAUCACAGAGGACUUGAAUGCAAUUGCCGAAGAGCGCAACAAGUUUCAUUUAUGCGAGGCGGUUGUGAGUAAGCGAGAUGAAUUUGCUAACAGCCGCGAAACCAGCUCCUUUUUAACUCAACCAGAAGUGUAUGGAAGAGACGAAGACAAACAAAAGAUUGUUAAAGUUUUGGUGGAGGAUAUAUGUGAGAGGGAUGAGGUCUCUGUGUACCCUAUCAUUGGUAUGGGGGGACUUGGAAAGACGACGCUUGCACAAAUGGCCUUCAAUGCUGUGAGGGUGAAGAGCCACUUUGAGCCCAAAAUUUGGGUUUAUGUCUCUCAGGAUUUCGAUGUGAAAAGGGUGAUACAAUCGACAAUAGAAUCUGUACGUGGAAAAGCUAGUGAAGACUCAGACCUAGAUUCUUUACAGACGCAACUUCGAGACAUCCUGAAUGGAAAAAGAUACCUGAUUGUAUUAGAUGACAUGUGGAAUGACAAUCAAGACAAGUGGGAUACUUUGAAGUGUGUACUAGGUUGCGGAUCAAAAGGCGCUUCUAUUAUCAUCACAACUCGUCUUGAAAAGGUUUCUUCAAUCAUGGGAACUAUCCCACCGCUUUACUUGUCAUUUCUUUCCGAAGAUGAUUGCUGGUUGUUGUUUAGGCAACGUGCAUUUGGCUAUGGAGAUCAAGAACGUCAAGACCUUGUGGACAUUGGAAAGGAGAUAGUGAAGAAGUGUGGGGGUGUGCCUUUAGUUGCAAAGGCCCUCGGAGGGUUACUGCGCUUCAAAAGUGAGGAAAGCGAAUGGAUUUUGGUUAACGAAAGUGAAGUUUGGAACUUGCCUCAUGGUGAAAAUUCCAUCUUGCCUGCCUUAAGGUUAAGUUACUACAACCUUCCACUGGAAUUGAGACGAUGCUUUGCUUAUUGUGCUGUUUUUUCAAAGGGUUGUAAAAUUCUGAAAGAAAAUUUAAUCUAUCUUUGGAUGGCUAAUGGAUAUAUUUCGUGGAAAGGAAAAUUGGAGCUGGAAGAUAUUGGUGAUCACAUUUGGAACGAAUUAUGUCGGAGAUCUUUUUUCCAAGAUGUGGAAAAACAUCUUUCAGGCAUCAUUUUGUUCAAAAUGCAUGAUCUCAUGCACGAUCUUGCCCAAUCUGUUAUGGAAGAUGAAUUUCAUAUCAUGGAGAAUCAAAUCUCAAGUUGUAUACCAAAACAGAGAAUUCACCACGUAACGUUGCUUGGUAACACUAAGUAUACAGUUGUCUUUCCCAAAUCAUUGCAUAGUGUCAAAUCCUUAAGAUCAAUUCUACUACAGUAUCGGGAACCAUUCCACGCCACUCAGGAUGCAUCUGAUCAGUUUUCUUGUGACUUUAGAAAGUUUUGUUUGCUUCGAGCAUUUGAUGCUAGUGGUGCAAAAAUGGUUCAGUUGUCAUCUUCGAUUGGCAAUUUAAAACAUCUAAGGUUCUUAAACCUUUCUGGAACAUCGAUCCAGUCACUUCCAAAAUCAAUUUGUAGCCUCCACAAUUUACAAACAUUGAAUCUUAACUACUGUCAUAAGCUUCGGAGGCUGCCCAAAAACUUGAAGUACCUGAGAAGCCUUCGACAUCUUUAUUUGAAACGAUGUAGGGAAAUUCAUGACAUGCCUCCAAAGCUUGGGCAGUUAACCCUCUUGAAGACAUUAAGUUUAUUUUGUGCGGGUAAGAGUGGAAAUCAACAAUUAGCUGAAUUGAAGCGCUUAGAUCUAGGAGGAGAACUGUGCAUCAAACAUCUUGAGAGAGUGAGGAGUUCAAUAGAUGCCAAAGAAGCCAAUUUGGUCGGGAAACACAAACUUCGAAUUCUUAUGUUGGGCUGGAGUCGUAACUGCGACUGGGAAUCACAAGCAAACGUUGAACAACUACUUGAAGCUCUGGGACCUCACCAUAAUGUUGAAGAGUUGGUUAUCCACCAUUACAAAGGUGCCCACUUCCCUCUUUGGAUGAGGGAUUCAACUCUAAAAAAUGUAGUGUCUAUUGACCUAUUCAACUGUAGUAACUGUUUACUACUUCCUCCGUUUGGGCAUUUGCCUUCCCUGCGAUACCUCAGAAUCUCUGGAAUGGAUUAUGUUGAGUACAUUGACAAUGACUUCCCCAGUGUUGGAUCAGCAAGAGGAUUCCCAUCUUUGGAAGAACUCUAUAUCAGUGAUUUACCGAAUUUAAAAGGUUUGUCCAGGGAGGAAGGAAGAGAUCUACUCCCUCGUCUUGGCAAGAUAUUCAUCUCGAACUGCCCUAAAUUGACCUUGCCACGCCUUUCAUCUUCAGAAACCUUGACGAUGUGCAUUAAUGAGUGCAGCAACAGCAACGUGAUGCUAAGUUCGAUUUCAAAUCUUAUUUGCCUCACCUCCCUCACCGUUUAUGACAACGACGAUGCGAUUUCUUUUCCGGAAGAAAUGUUGCAAAACCUUACUUCUCUUGAAUCUCUACAAAUCACGGUGUUUAGCAAACUUAAAGUGCUGCCUCGAAACCUGUCAGGUCUUGUAUCUCUGAAGUCAUUGAAAAUUGUGGAAUGUCACGAGCUUGAGUCUUUGCCGGAACACGGGCUGCGAAGCCUAAAAUCCUUGCAACAUCUGGAGAUCAGUCACUGCAACAGCUUAAGUUCUUUGUCUGAAAGUUUUGGACACCUCACUGCCUUAGAGGUAUUGGAUGUCCAAGGUUGUCCCAAGUUGGUGGCAAUACCGGAGAGCAUUAAACACCUCUGUUCCCUUCGAGACCUAACUCUUUGCGGUAGGCCUUCAUCUUGGAGUCGGGGUGAGGUUCUUAUUUGUGAAGAGUUGAAGACUUUGCCUGAAGCAUUGCAACAUGUCACUUCACUGCAAUCUCUAUCGAUCUCUGAUUAUCCAGAGCUCACAUCGCUUCCUGAAUGGUUGGGAAACUUUUCUUCUCUUCAAUCGUUGAGCAUUUCCUGCUGCCCCAAGAUUCAAUCAAUUCCGCAGAGCAUUCAAAGCCUAGCCAAACUCAAAACCUUAUCAAUUAGUGGAUGUGAUCCGGAAUUGGCUAGGCGCUGUCAAAAAGAGGAUGGGGAGGAUUGGUAUAAGAUAGCACACAUUCAGGAGUUCUAUAUGUACCCCCUCCCCACACCCUCCGAAACUGCCAGUACCAGUACAAGUAUCUCUCUCUCUCUCUUGAAAGGUCGUCGUCAACUAAUAAAGAAAUUAUUUUGAGGGCUUCACUUUUGCAAGAGUUAUCAUCCCAAAGUCAAAACCCUUCGCUGACGGAAAUCAUUCACGAUUGUACAAGUACGUCCAUUGCGAACCUUUCUACCUGUUCGUGUAUACAGUAUAUUCUACAUGAAUGAAUUUUUGCCACUUGCACUUUAAAAAAGUAUGUAAGCUUCUCUUGUUCACGUUGUUGAAAACUAAACAACCCCUUUUGAUUGCGAGAAA
Molecule: messenger RNA, 3907 nt
Organism: Rhododendron vialii
Lineage: Eukaryota; Viridiplantae; Streptophyta; Magnoliopsida; Ericales; Ericaceae
Product: putative disease resistance protein RGA1
Exons: 2
Coding region: 155-3685 (1176 amino acids)
Biological process (GO): defense response to other organism
Molecular function (GO): ADP binding; protein binding
Source: RefSeq, a predicted model, not a curated record